AUGCCUAGAGACGACUUGUCAAUAGAUUUCGUGAAGAGGAUGCCUCAAGCCGAACCUCUGGAUCCUGGCUUGAUUUUGGAGGAUUGGAUCAACCGCGUUCAGAACCUGCCCGAAGAAAUCCGAUUUACCCACGACGAGAUCCAAGACAAGGACCGCCAAUAUGCCGAAUGCAUUCGGUUGAUAGAGGAUAGGGAUGCCAAAAUCCAGAAAUGGAUCAAGACGAACGGCAGCAACGAGCCCAAUCCCAAGGAGGAGACCUUGCGAUCACAGAUCCGACAAAGCUUCGAGCGAGCCGACCAACUAUCUAAGGAGAAGAUAUCCCUUACACAAAAGCUCCAACAUCAAUUCGACAAGCACCUCCGAAGUCUCGAUGUCCAGAUCAAAUUGCUUUACGACCGUAACGAGCCUGGGUUCGGCAAUCCAGAUGAAGUCCCUUCGCUUCUCCGACCAAGUGCUGCGAACCAUAGCGCGCCCGCUGUCCGACCGACCAACCCAGCAGCAGCCGGUAUCAAGGUCAGCCCAGUCCCAGCCAAGCCCGCGAACCGAACGCCAUCAACCAACCCAACCCUCGCCCGCUUACCCAGCCACUCGCAAAUGCGCAAUGCACUGUCGCUACCAUCGGUUCCACAGCACCCUUCGUCUGCACCAACUACCCCGGCAGCAAGCAUGAUUCUCAACAGAAAUCAAAGGGAGAGUUCUGCGGGACCUGCGACCAAGCGUGGGGCUCGUGUAACCUCCGGCCUAGGAACCCUCCCCGCUACGUCUAGUGGUCUUGCCAGACACUCGUCCUUGGGACCAGGCACUCCCAAGACUGGCCCUGGCACUGGUCCAGGUGGUGUAGCAAGAGCUGGUAGCGCCGGCCCGAGAGCGAGUUCGGUCAAGGCAAGCUCACAAGCAGGAGCUAGGCGGGGUACUCCUGGUUCAAUCAGCCGCAAAAAGCCACCCAACAAAUCGUCUCUAUCACGCGUUAAGAAAGCCUCCAAUAGGAACUCCCCCGCAUCGACAGCAGAUAGUGACCUGUCUGAUGCAAUUAGCGCGAGUGGUGAUGAGGAAGGUGCCGAGGUCCUCUCAAGAGGGACCCCUUCUGGAGAUGGCAAAGAUGCGGAUGGUGAUGACGUUCUUGCAGAUGCCGACGACGAUGAUGACGAAGAUGGCAGUGAUGACAAGAAAUAUUGUCUGUGCCAUAAUGUGAGCUACGGUGACAUGGUCGCUUGUGACAAUGACGACUGUCCUUACGAAUGGUUCCAUUGGUCUUGUGUUGGCCUCAAGAGCGAACCCAACGGGACAUGGUAUUGUCCUGAAUGCUCUGAGAAACUAGGGCGAAAGAGCAAAUAA
This is a messenger RNA of Clonostachys rhizophaga, 1335 nucleotides long. The record is from the annotation of a GenBank genome assembly. Lineage: Eukaryota; Fungi; Ascomycota; Sordariomycetes; Hypocreales; Bionectriaceae.